CACAGGCUGCCCAGGGCUUGCCAGAACAAGAUGUCUGCAAGGCUGGAUCCCCGAGAGAAUCCCAGGUCGCUAGCGUUGCAUCGCGCCGGGUCCUGCCAACUUCGCGCCAAAGGGAGCGAGCAGCCCGCGAGUGGCCAGGCAUGAUAGUAAAUCAGUUACCUGGUAGAAAAGGCUCCUGGAAUUGGUUUCACUGAAUUUCUGAUCUUUUACAUGGAUAUCUUGAAACAAAAACAUUCUGACUAGGGCCUGGAGUAAUGAUUGAGGUGUGACGAGUCAGAUGAAAAAAAUGGAAGAAGGUGGCUCUUACAUUGACACCCUCAGAAGUGUUGCCCCUGUGGCCCAUGGCCGCGGAGUACGAUACUCGGAGGCCUGGGAGUAUUUUCACCUGCCCUUGGCCCACUCUGGCCUUCCUGCCAGUCAGUAUGCCACCUGUAGGUUGUGUGGAAAGCAGGUCAGCCGGGGCCCAGGGUCCAACGUUGGAACCACCGCUCUGUGGAAGCAUCUGAAGAGUAUGCAUAAGCAGGAACUGGAAAAGAGCGGGCACCGACAGGCUGGGCCUCGCCCAGAAGCAGUGCUUCCUCUUCCACCCUCCCCGCCACCAGGCGUAGAAGGAGACUGGGGCCGCCUGAUGGAGCAGAUGGGAGCACUGGCUUUACGGGCAAGCCAACGGGAGAGGGAACUGGAGAAGAGGGAGAGAGCAGUGGAGAGGAGAGAGAGAGUCCUAGAAUUAAGGAAGAGGGCCAUUGAAGAGGAGGAGAAGGAUUUAUCAGAGAAGAGGCAGGAGCUUCAGGCUGAGAAGGAGGGGCUGCAAGCCCGGCUCCUGGAAGUAUGUCAAAGGGAAAAUGCUUUGGCCCUGGCCACUGCCCCUCUGUCCACCCUGAUCAAAGAGGAGCAAGAAGAUCGUGGUGAGGGCUACUUAAUAACCAAAGUCCUUUUCUAGACUGUUGACCUUAAAUCAUCCUGAGGUAAAGCAGAACCCCCAUGCUUUCUCCCUGCUGCUUAGAUGGUGGUAGGAGCUGGACAUCUUUGAGUUUCAAUACCUAUGACUUUUCCUGAUGUUGAUAAUCGUGAGUUUAUGCUUAUUGGGGACACACAGAAUGUCAGUCUAUAGCUCAGUAUAGCCAUCUCCUCACCGUGACCCUACCCUUCAGCCCUCUCCACUCCUAGGGCCCAGGCCUCCAUUACACUUCACAGCAAUGUCCUCACCAGGGGUACUACCUUCCCCUUUCCGCCCACCCUUCCCCUUUUAGGUAUUGUCUUCCCCCUGAACUCAGAACACCAGAGUCAUAUACAAGGCAGGUUCAAUCACCUAGAACCCUGAGACGCUGGAAGUCACUGUGCCUAAUUAUAGAUUCUCUUCUCAAAUUAUGUGCCCAUCUACAGAUGAUCAGAUCAGUCCUGAAAAACAACGGCCCAGAUAAAAGUUGUAUGAGCUUUGCUUCUAGAUUAGGACAAAGCCGAGGAGAUGCGUUUAGCUGGGGUCUCCUCAGUCUGUGGACUCUUAUCCUCCUUCAUGACCUCAUUUGGAGUUUUCUUGGCAAGGAUACUGGAGUUAUUUGU
This is a messenger RNA of Phascolarctos cinereus (koala), 1560 nucleotides long. RefSeq names its product zinc finger BED-type containing 3 (gene ZBED3). Lineage: Eukaryota; Metazoa; Chordata; Mammalia; Diprotodontia; Phascolarctidae. Gene Ontology annotation, biological process: regulation of transcription by RNA polymerase II. Gene Ontology annotation, molecular function: DNA binding. The record is from RefSeq and is a predicted model, not a curated record.